CUAGAGACUUGCGCUACUUGCAACUUGAAGCGCACUAAUAGAAACACGUGGGAGCAUGAACGGAAUCGUGCUGUUUUCUCUGGUGUCCUUGGCCGCGGCUACGCCGAUAACCUUUGGCCAAGAUGGAAGGCACUACAUGUUGCAGUUAUUUAGCGGCCAGUAUGGCAUCGAUCGAUCAGAUCAGGAAAUCUCCGGUACUUCCGGCGGCGGAAGUGACUACGGAGGUGGCUAUGGAGGUGGCUAUGGAGGUGGUUAUGGUGGUGGUGAUAUCGGGGGUGGCCAUGGGGGUGGUUUCGAAGCUAGUUCUGCUAGCGGGCAUCUAGAAUCCGGUGGUAGUCUCGAUAGUGGUCAUCAGGAUUUCUCUUCUGGCGGAUUCGACGGUGGUCACACUGGUGGAGAUGGUGGCCAUGGAAUCUCACUGGACAGCGGACAUAAUUAUGUUCACAGUGUUCCCGUUUCUGAGCAUGUUGAAGUGACAAAGCCCGUUGCUAUACCAGUCUACAAACACAUUGGUGUACCAGUCCCGAAAUCAGUACCGAUACAUGUGCCGCAUCCAGUAGCAGUUGGCAUUCCGCAACCUUAUCCCGUUCACGUCCCCGUACCGAAGCAUAUUCCCAUACAAGUCGUGAAGACGGUGGCAGUUCCGGUAGAGAAGAAAGUGCCUUACCCUGUAGAGAAGCACAUACCGAUACCCAUCGAGAAGCCAGUUCCCAUCACAAUCGAGAAACAUAUCCCCGUUCCAGUAAUAAAGCCGUAUCCUAUUAAGAUUCCCGUUUACAAGACUAUUUACCAUCACGCGAAGAAGCAUAUUGUGCUAUUGGGAGUUAUCACAUGCUCUUACAGUUCCGAUUGGAACUUUGGAAAUCAUGAUGAUGGUGGUGGACUUACGCUGGGAGAAAUUUCUUUAGAUCAUUAUGGCCUGGGAGGAACAGAAAGCCACUCCUUAGAUUUAUUGGGAGGUCAUUUACCAAUAAAAAUUAGUGAUUGGCACUCGGCCACCAGUGGUCAUCACGGAGUCAAUGUCAUUCCCAAGGUUAAGCAUAUCGGGAUACCGACGGUUCAGAAAAUUCCGAUCAACAUACCGCAGCCAGUGGUGGAAACGGUCCCGCAGCCUUAUCCUGUUCCUCUAGUAGUUCCGAAGCCUGUACCAUUCCAGGUGGAAAAACAGGUAAUUAAAACCGUCGAGAAGAAGAUACCGACGCCUAUCGAAAAAAUAAUUCCGGUGAAAAUCGAGAAGCCGGUACCAUUUCAAGUGGUAAAACACGUGCCCGUACCAGUCGAAAAACCGAUUCCAAUCAAGAUUCCGAUCUACAAGACCAUCGUGCAUAAAGUCAAGCAUUGAAUCUUGCUUUACGAUUUCUCCUUAUUGAUUUAUUCUAUAUAUUUAAUAGAAAAUAUAUACGCGAUAU
Trachymyrmex septentrionalis is the source of this 1409-nucleotide messenger RNA. RefSeq lists its product as uncharacterized. Bases 56 to 1342 code for a protein of 428 amino acids. The transcript has 7 exons. Lineage: Eukaryota; Metazoa; Arthropoda; Insecta; Hymenoptera; Formicidae. The record is from RefSeq and is a predicted model, not a curated record.